This is a messenger RNA of Periophthalmus magnuspinnatus, 3763 nucleotides long. It is a transcript of the gene cnp, whose product is annotated as 2',3'-cyclic nucleotide 3' phosphodiesterase. Lineage: Eukaryota; Metazoa; Chordata; Actinopteri; Gobiiformes; Gobiidae. Gene Ontology annotation, biological process: cyclic nucleotide catabolic process. The coding region runs from base 122 to 1981 and encodes 619 amino acids. Gene Ontology annotation, molecular function: 2',3'-cyclic-nucleotide 3'-phosphodiesterase activity. The record is from RefSeq and is a predicted model, not a curated record. The transcript has 4 exons. Gene Ontology annotation, cellular component: membrane; cytoplasm.
GAAGAGGAAAGCGUGGAUCUGCCUUGUCAUUGCAAUCACAGCGACAGAAACGCGUGGUCAGCAGCUGCACCGCCACACAACUGGUGAAUGCUGGUGUUUGUAACUGCACUAUAAAAACGAUAUGGAUACCGAACAGAGCGGUGAGGUUGUGGAAGUAUCAGCCUCCCCACAGCAAGAGAGUGAAAUCCAGAACGAAGUCAUGUCCAAAAUGGAGAGUGCAGAUGAGACUGAGACACCGGUUGCUCCUGUUACUACAAACGGAGACGAUGAACACGUUAAUGGCCGCUCGGAGGUUGAAGUUGAGAAUGGCGUCGGUAAAGAAGAAGCAGAGAAGGUAGAAGACAAUGCUAAAAUGGAGGAUGGUGUUCCCCAAGAAGAUCCAAAAGAAGAGCCGGGAUCAGCCGUCUCUGAUAAGGAAAAGAUAGUAGCAGAUGUGGGUGAUGAUAGGAACCAGCCUGAACAAGAGGAGACACAGGUUAAGGCAGAGGCACCUGUAAACGAAGCCAUACCUGAGCCAGCUAUUUCACCAGAGCCUGUAGAAACACAACCACCAAAAGAGGAGGAAAAAGUGAUUGAGAAUGUUGAAGUUCAGAAAGAAAAAGUAGAAGCUGAAGAGAAAAAAGGAGAGGCUGAGACAAAGAAGGAAGAAGACAAGAUGGCCGAAGUGGCCAUGGCAGCUGGAGAUAAGGAGGCUAAAGAAGAGGUCAAGGAAAAAUCAGAUACAGUUGAAGCGGAGGUGGCCCCAACAGCAGCAGCAGCAGCAGCAGUAGAAGAAGAAAAGGUUAAAGAGCCAGAAGAAGACCCAACUCCUGCAGCUGGCUCGCUUGCAUUCGCAAUUUUGGAGCAGGACAAAACCAAAAAUGCAUUUACAACUGCCCGUACCUUGGUUGUUCUUAGAGGGCUGCCCGGAAGCGGCAAAUCAUUCCUCGCCCGCGCCAUUGCUGAAGCUUACAAAGACCAGUGCUCGAUCAUAUGCGCAGAUGACCAUAACGUGAAACCGGGCAGUGCAGACGGUUACAAAGCUUUCGAUGACGCGAUUGUAGCUAAGAGUAGCGGUGAAACAUCUCCAGUGCUUAUCGUGGUGGAUGACACAAAUCACACCCAUGAUCGGUUGGCGCAUUUGCGGGGAAUUGCCAAACAGCACCGGCUUGUGGCGGUAUUCCUGGAACCCCUUACGGAGUGGAGGAGAGACACGGCACAGCUGACCAAAAAGACCAAAAGAGGGAUCGAGCAGGCCAAAUUAGAGGCUAUGAAAAAGCUUCACGUGGAAAUGUCAAUUCCUCUGUAUUUUGGGUGGCUUCUUUUCUACACAGUUCAGGACCAAGUCAGAGAGACGGCGACUAAGUUUCUCAAAACCCUGGAGGUACUGGAGAGCUUCAAGAAACACAUAAGUGACUUCAGUGGGAAGGAGGAGGCGAAGGAGGUGGACCUGGAGCAGUACUUCAAAGCCAAAGGAACUCUCCACUGCACCACAAAGUUCACAGACUACGGCAAAGCAGAGGGCGCCAAAGAGUACACGGACAAACAAGUUGUGCAGGAUCUGUACGGCUCUGUCUCCGACCUGUCCCUGAGCGCUCUCUUCAUCACUCCACGCACGGUUGGCGCCCGCGUGUCCCUGUCUGAGGAUCAGCUUCAGCUUUGGCCCGCCGACGCAGAGAAAGAGGCGGAAUCUGAGGUCCCGGGCGCUGGAGCUUUACCCCUCGGCAGCCGCGCCCAUGUCACUCUGGGUUGUGCCGAUGGCGUUCAGCCCGUUCAAACCGGCUUCGACCUCCUCCAAAUCAUUAUGCUCCAGAAAGACGGCCAGCAGGGGGAGCAAGUGGACAUCGACCCAGGCACGCUCACCUACUAUGGAGAAGGAAGGUGGUAUCUCGCCCUCAAAGAGCCAAUCAGCGCUACGGCUUGCUUCUCCAGUAUCUAUAAACCACCUGCACCUGGGCUAGUUAAAAAGGAGAAAAAGAAGCCGAAAUGCACCAUUCUUUAAAACACGGGAACCGAAUAUUACCAGCCUCCUAGCAUAACUUCCCAAGUAUUUCUCAUUCUACUCCCAAAACCCUGCUGCAGUUACAUGCACACUCAAAAUCAGAAUAUUAUCAAGUUAUACGACGAUUAAAAUGAUAUGCAAAAAUCACCUAAUUCUUUCUGAUUCUGGUCCCUCUGAUUACCCAGAUCAAAUUUUGCAGUUUUAAAGUGACUAAAGUAAUCUUAAAGCCCCGCAAAUCAGAUGAGUCAGAUUUUGGUGUGCUUGUCCCUGCAGCUAUUGUAGGCCUGUCACAAUAACAUUAUGAAGUGUUCAUAUUAUUGAGGAAUUGAAAUUGAAUUUAUGUGCUGACACAGUGACACUAAAGCGGAUUGUACGAAAAAUAUUAUUCGUGUUCGUUAUUUUAAAAAAAGAGCUGCACUGAAUAAGUGACAGAAAUGAAACACUUCAGUAGGUACUUUGUACACAUGAGUCAUAGUGAAAUUAAUUAUACAACCCUCUAUACAGCUCAUAUCUUUUCAUGGAACAGAAAACUAACAUUGUUUCCUGCUGCUAUGACAAACUACCAGAGAAACUUUGAGCCCUAAAAAUUGUUUAUUGAGUGAUAAGUUGCUGUAGUAAUUAUUGUGACAGGCUGAUGUCACUGGCUCCAUCUUCGGUCAAUCAGAAAGCCUUUUACAGCCAAAAAAACAAAACAAAAACCGGCCCAGUCACCUUAUUCUCAUAGAUUUGUUUUAUUUUUUUCUAGAAACCUUAAAAAAUAACUUGGGUAAUUAUGCUACGAGGCUAACGAUAUGUGAACAUUUGUGGAAGGCUAGUGAGUUUGUGCAACUACAUCCAAAAAGCCAAACCAGGAAAUGUGCCUUUGUCAGUGAUUUGCACCACAACCUCAGAUGCCUUUUCUACCAUUUUCAGGCUUGUUAAAACUUAAUCAGUAUCUUGUCACAUAGGCCUGUCAUAACACAUUUUGAAUCACGAUACAUCGAAGUAUACUGCGAUAAAUGAUGAUAUUGAAAAUACUUUGCGCCUCUAACCUAAUCUUGCAUUAUUAAAAAUUCAGAAACCACCCCAUUGUUGCAACAAACGUAUACACAAGACAAAUAUUGAACUCCAAAAUUGUUUUCAGGCGAUAUAGUAAUUAUUGUGACAGGCCUAUUGUUACAUCUAGCGAGUGUUGUGAGCUGCAAUUUUGGUACUAAAUAACAACUGCGUAACUCCUAACCAUAGAUAACCCCAGUCCCACCCAUUUUCACAAUAUUACUCUGCUAGUUAGAAACUGUUAUAGCAUAAUGGUCAAGCAUUUACAACUACAUAUUUAGCUCUCUGCCUCGUAGAUAAUUCUCGUGUACGCUAGUGGUCAACGCAAUUCAAGAUAUGUGAUUUUCAUGGCAGCUUAGAAAGUGACUUAACUGUAGCAUAUGGGCCAAAGUUGAGUGGAUAAAUGUAUUUGAAGGACCUUAUGAUGUUGUAGGAACUCGUGUGGAGUGUUUGCACUGCGUAGUCAAAAAAGGGACUUUUUUGAUUCCUUUAGUUGCAACAGUGAACGCUAAUGAAAUUGUGAUGUCCUUAAAUUUCAGUGUUUUGCAAUGUUUUGUACUGCUUGAGAAACUGCACGAUACAUACAUAGACGCAUUGGAUGUUUUUUUUUAUACUUUCUGAACACCACUGCUAUGUUGUAUUACUGUCACUAAUUCAAAAGGUGAGGCCUUCUUUGUGUAGCUCUUAUCACUCUUUUUGCACUUGUUUUGUACACUUAAUAAAUAAAAAGAAAUGAAUUUGCUCUGA